Molecule: messenger RNA, 2017 nt
Organism: Manihot esculenta (cassava)
Lineage: Eukaryota; Viridiplantae; Streptophyta; Magnoliopsida; Malpighiales; Euphorbiaceae
Product: AAA-ATPase At3g50940
Exons: 2
Coding region: 572-1909 (445 amino acids)
Molecular function (GO): ATP hydrolysis activity; ATP binding
Source: RefSeq, a predicted model, not a curated record
UUGAAAGUGUUUUUUCUUCUCAAAAGGAACUUUCUUAACAUACUUAGUUCAUUACUGUUUUUUUCUUGAGAAAUCAAUUUCAAUCUCUCACUUAAUCGCACCCAAAUUAAAAUUAACAAAGAUUUAACAAAUCUAAAGAAAAAUCAACGAAAACAGGCCUUUGAAAAAUGUUAUUUCAAAAGAAGAAAAGGAAAAACAUAAUAAUUUAUCAAAUUUUAGGAAAUUAAUAGUAAUUUAAUUAAUUUUACUUCAUAAUUUAAGCCACUCCCCCCUUAUAAUUACGCGUGUUUCACACUAAAAUUAAAUAAUUAGAGAAAUAAAUUGAUCAUAAUUUAUUUUAUGAAUUAAACUUAAUUGCUUCUCAGUUCUAAAUCCAAGGGGCCAUCAUAAAGGCCCAAAUGAGCCCAAUGGCCCAUUCAAAAUCAGCAGAAACAAUGAGAGAAUUCUAGUUCUUUUCGAUCAUAGACAAUAUCUACCUUCUUUCUUUGUCUUCAAGCCAAAACCCCACAAAAACCUCUAUGUCUACACUACAAGCUUGAAAAAUUAGCGGAAAAAAAAAAAGAACAAGAACAUGUCACCUCUCCCCAAAACUGAAACUGUUCUUUCAACGGCAGCCUCUGCCAUUGUCUUCUGUUCCAUAGCCAGAAAUCUCAUUCCCCAAGCUGUUGAAGAAUACCUUUUUUCGACCCUUCGAAAUAUAUCAGCCCGUUUGAAGUCUCAGCUCACUGUCGUCAUCGAAGAAUUCGAUGGCCUCACUGCUAACCAAAUGUUUCAGGCUGCUAAUCUAUACUUAGGCUCCAACCUGUCUUCUAAAACAAGAAGAAUCAAGGUGACUAAGCCAGAGAAGGAGAAGGAACUGGCAAUUACUAUUGAUAGGAAUCAAGAAUUGGUUGAUGUGUUUAAAGGAGUGAAAUUGAAGUGGAUUUUAAUGUCUUCAGACAUUGAAAUGCCUGCUGCUGCUUCUAACAAGAAACGCCAUGACAGUGCAUUGUCACGGUCUGAGCUGCGAUGCUUCGAGCUGAGUUUCCAUGAGAAGUACAGAAACAUGGUGUUGAGUUCUUAUUUACCGUACAUUCUUCAAAAGGCUAAAGAAAUAAGAGAAGAGAAAAAGACUCUGAAGCUGCAUAUGAUCGACUACAAUGGAACUGAUUAUUGGGGAUCCAUCAACUUCCAUCAUCCUGCAAACUUUGACACAAUAGCAAUGGAUUCAGAGAUGAAAAAGAGGCUGAUUGAGGAUCUUGAUCGAUUCGUGGCAAGGAAAGAGUUCUAUAGCAGAGUAGGCAAGGCUUGGAAACGUGGGUAUUUAUUAUAUGGACCACCUGGAACAGGAAAAACGAGUUUGGUUGCUGCCAUGGCUAAUUAUCUCAAGUUUGAUGUUUAUGAUUUGGAUUUGAAGGAGGUUCAAUGCAAUUCGGAUUUAAGGAGGCUACUCAUUGGUACAGGCAAUCAGUCGAUAUUAGUAGUUGAAGACAUCGAUCGUUCUUUCGAGUCUGUGGAAGAUAAUAAGGUUACUCUCUCUGGUCUUCUCAAUUUCAUUGAUGGCUUGUGGUCGAGCUGCGGAGAUGAAAGGAUUAUAGUGUUCACAACCAAUCACAAGGAUCAGCUCGAUCCAGUAUUGCUAAGACCAGGGCGUAUGGAUAUGCAGUUGCACAUGUCUUACUGCAGUUUUACUGCUUUCAAAACGCUCGCAUUUAAUUAUUUGAAUAUUCAGGAGCAUCAAUUAUUUGAAGAAAUUGAACAACUGUUGAAGAAGGUUCAGAUUACACCUGCUGAAGUUGCUGGAGAGCUAAUGAAACAUAAAGAUGCAGAUGUUGGACUUGGAGAACUAAUCGAGUUCCUCCAAAACAAGCUAACAUCUGUUCUGAUGAAGGCAAAACCAAGAAGACCACAAGCAUCAACAGUCCUUUAGGAAUUUCUUACUUUGUAGGUAAAGAACAUGUAAGCAUUUGUCUCGAGUAUCGGCAUAACACAUAAACUGCUAGAUUUGCCAGCACAACUAUAAAAAACUUGAUGAAUU